AUGUGUGCGGUUGUGUUUGUGUUCAUCAGAACUGGAUCCAGUACAGAACAGUUAAAUCUGGCAGCUUUGAUUCGUGGAUUCUCUAUAGGAACAUCAUUGAGAAAUCAGCACACGUUAGACCUGCAAACCGACAAAAAUGACAGAGACGGUCCUGUUGGGCCCAAACUGAUCACCAAAGAUGGAACCAUUCAGGGUGUGAUGGUGGAUAAGUGUUACAUUUUUUAUGGGAUACCAUUUGCUGAUCCACCCGUGGGUGCGUACCGCUGGAAACCCCCCCGUCGGGUCACGCCGUGGAGAGGGGUGUACGACGCCACCUAUCCCAGAGCAGUGUGCAUGCAGGCCUGCAUCGGACCCCUGUAUGAAGAAUGUCCGAAGAAGGUAAGCGAGGACUGUUUGUACCUGAAUGUCUUUGUUCCAUUAAGUGUAAAAUUGCCAACUCCACCGCUCAAACUUCUGCCGGUAAUGGUUUGGAUCCACGGUGGUGACUUCAUCGCAGGCUCCGCCUCCAAAGCGCUUUAUGAUUCUCGAUACAUCAGUAACUUCACACACACUGUGGUUGUGAGCGUGGCCUACCGCCUGGGGGCUUUUGGGUUUCUGGUGUCAGGGAAAAACCCAAAGACAUCAGCGGUGGGAAAUUAUGGGAUUCUGGAUCAGCAGGUGGCUUUGAUCUGGGUCCAGAAGAACAUUGCAGCUUUUGGUGGUGACCCAAACAGAGUGACAAUUUUUGGAGAGAGUGCAGGAGCUCAGUCGGUCAGUCUCCAUCUGAUGAUUGAAAGCAGCAAAGCGCUCUUCAAACAGGCCGUUCUUCAGAGUUUACCAUUCUCUAUACCCCUUAAAACACGGCACGAGUCUCUGAAAAUGGGAAAGAACUUUGCUAAGAUGACCAACUGUUCGUUGUCGGACAUCGUGUGUCUGCUGUCUCUGAGUCCUGAGGCGGUUCUGACUGCACAGAUCAAAUCCAGCUCGAAGCUGGUCAACCCGUUUCGCUUUCUGGAGGUGUUUGAAAUCUGGGGACCGUAUGUGGAUGGAGAGCUGAUCCAGGAGCAGUCGGUGACGGCCUUUCAGAAGGGACACUGGCAGAAGGAGAAAAAAGUUCUGCUUGGGACGACCUCAGAGGAAGGUAUCAUCUUUGUGUAUGGUGUCUUUACUAAGCCUGUGUCGCCGGUUGAGUGCACCAUCUACACAACAGCCAUAUUUAAACAGCACGCCAUGAAAAUCCUGCGCAAAUAUUUGCCUCUCUAUGAAGACACAGACCGCAGGGACAUGCUUGCACAGAUUGUUACAGAUUACAUCUUUCUGUGCCCGUCCCGAAAAUCGGCCCGUGCUGGAGUACUGUCUGGAAGUUCAGUGUGGAUGUACGUGUUUGAUCAGGUAUCCAGCGACCCUCGCGUGUGGUCCGGUUCGACGUUCUGUUAUCAACACGUGUGUCACGGUGCCGAGCUUCCCUUUCUGUUUGACUCAGCUCCUGUGGCGAAUUUCACUUUCACUCAAGCUGAACGUCUGCUGUCCAACCGCAUGCUGUGUUACUGGGGCUCUUUCGCCCAUGCGGGUGACCCCGGGUCACAUACUGACAUGAGCCCGUUCUGUCAGCAGCAACACUCCCCGUCAUGGCCACGCUAUGAGCCGAACAUUGGCUGGCUUGUUAUGAACCUCACGGUACAUUCACAUGCACAAGCAGGAUCACGAAACGACAUCUGUGACUUCUGGGAUGAACUUGGGAUCUAUCCAUGA
Molecule: messenger RNA, 1731 nt
Organism: Triplophysa dalaica
Lineage: Eukaryota; Metazoa; Chordata; Actinopteri; Cypriniformes; Nemacheilidae
Product: crystal protein
Exons: 8
Coding region: 1-1731 (576 amino acids)
Molecular function (GO): cholinesterase activity
Source: RefSeq, a predicted model, not a curated record